Molecule: messenger RNA, 1326 nt
Organism: Pipistrellus kuhlii (Kuhl's pipistrelle)
Lineage: Eukaryota; Metazoa; Chordata; Mammalia; Chiroptera; Vespertilionidae
Gene: AMBP
Product: alpha-1-microglobulin/bikunin precursor
Exons: 11
Coding region: 78-1190 (370 amino acids)
Cellular component (GO): plasma membrane; cell surface
Molecular function (GO): serine-type endopeptidase inhibitor activity
Source: RefSeq, a predicted model, not a curated record
UUGCAGCCGGCUUCGUCCAGGAGUUCCUCUGUCCCCACUGAGCCUGUGAGUAGCCCCCUAGGAGAGGAGCCAGCACCAUGUGGAGUCUCGGGACCCUGUUUCUGACUGCCUGCCUGGCAGUGAGUGCCAACCCUGUGCCCACACUGCUGGACAACAUCCAAGUACAAGAGAACUUCGACAUAUCUAGGUUCUACGGGAAAUGGUUCCACGUGGCCAUGGGCUCCACCUGCCCCCACCUGAGGAGGUACAAGGACAGGAUGAGCAUGAGCACGCUGAUGCUGGCAGAGGGAGCGACGGAGGGGCAGAUCAGCACGACCAGCACUCGAUGGCGGAGAGGCGUCUGUGAGGAGUUCUCUGGGACCUACGAGACAACGGACACUGCUGGGAAGUUCCUCUAUCACAGAACUAAAUGGCCCAUCACCAUCGAAUCCUAUGUGGUCCACACCAACUAUGAUGAGUAUGCCAUCAUUCUGAGCAAGAAAAACAGCCGCCACCAUGGACCCACAAUUACCGCCAAGCUCUACGGGCGGGAGCCCCAGCUCCGGGAGAGCCUGCUGCAAGAGUUCAGGGAGGUCGCCCUGGGUGUGGGCAUCCCCGAGGACUCUAUCUUCACCCUGGCCGACAGAGGGGAGUGUGUCCCUGGGGAGCAGCAACCGGAUCCCACUUCAGCCCCAUUCCCCAUGGGGGUUGGCACUGGCACCUUCAACGGCCUCAACGAGCCUGCAGAAGGACAAAGAGCCCGGCGGGCUGUGCUGCCCCAGGAACAGGAAGGCUCGGGGGCUGGGCAACUGGUCACUGGUUUGAUGAAGAAAGAAGAUGCCUGCCAGCUGGGCUACGCCGAAGGUCCUUGCCUCGGGAUGGUCAGCAGGUUUUUCUAUAACGGCUCGUCUAUGGCCUGUGAGCCUUUCCAAUAUGGCGGCUGCCUGGGCAACAGCAACAACUUCGUCUCUGAGAAGGAGUGUCUGCAGACCUGCAGGACUGUGGCGGCCUGCAACCUCCCCAUAGUCCCCGGCCCCUGCCGAGCCUUCAUCCAGCUCUGGGCGUUCGAUGCUGUCCAGGGGAGGUGCGUCCAGUUUCAGUACGGGGGCUGCCAAGGCAACGGCAACAAGUUCUACUCAGAGAAGGAGUGCAAGGAGUACUGCGGCGUCCCUGGCGACGGAGACGAGGAGCUGCUGCGCUUCACCAACUGACCGGUCCGAGGCCAGCGGUCCGAAGCCAGAGGAUGGCAGGGAGACUGCAGGCCAGAGCCUGGCCCGGGGGCCCCCAUCAGGCAGGCCGUGCUGAGGGACCUGGGUUCAAAUAAAAGCCAAAUCAUGGACUCCUGAA